Molecule: messenger RNA, 2330 nt
Organism: Stegodyphus dumicola
Lineage: Eukaryota; Metazoa; Arthropoda; Arachnida; Araneae; Eresidae
Product: glutamate receptor ionotropic, NMDA 3A-like
Biological process (GO): monoatomic ion transport
Cellular component (GO): membrane
Molecular function (GO): signaling receptor activity; ligand-gated monoatomic ion channel activity
Source: RefSeq, a predicted model, not a curated record
AUCUCUUUCAGAAACUUUACCGUUUCAUCAAUACUGUGGAAUUGGUUUCCCCACAUCAUUCUGUGAAAGAAAUCAUUUCGAACCUUAAAGAAGGCCAGAUUGCUAGCCUUUUUCAGAAAAGCGUCAAAAAGAAAUUCAAAGAAGAAGCUCGAAGACGAAAGAGCAAAUCACAAUUUUUUGAAAUGAUUCAAGAGAUCAGAAAAGUGGUUCGACAACAAAAUGAUCCAAAAUCCAGCAUAGCUUGGGAAGAUUCUCGAUCACAGCUGACUUUGCCUCCGAAAGUCGCGUCCCCCGCAGAGACCAACGUGCUGUGGGAACGAAAUGAAAAUGCGCUUAUCGAUGAAGAAGAAACGAGUGAAGGUGACGAAGAAGAUGAUGAAGAUGAUCACCAGCUUGCGAGAGUGCUAUUAGACUCUAGUUUUCCGACGUCGGUGCUACUUCAUUCAUCUAAGUGGCACCAAGAAUCGCCAGAACAGGAAUCUUUAGUGGAAUCGUACAGUUCAACUAGCACUGCCACUUUCAAUCGCUACCGAACGAGACUUAGUGCCAGCACUGGUGACUUAGCAGCUAUGCAAGCUAGAGAGGAUCCCUGGAUGAAAGUUGGUCUCUUACCAUUUCCCAGAGUUCGUUCCUUGGACGAUAUGCGAGAUUUGCGUAGGGAUUCUUGGACAGCUAGCGACAACAAAGAUAAAAUUGAGUCCAUGGAACUCACCGAUAAUCUGAGUGGCAUAUGGAAAUCCUCCUACACCAUGGAUGAAAUGAGGCUACUUGCGAUGAGCAAGGAAGACAUUGUCAAAUUGUGGCAAGGUUCUGAACGUGCCUUGCUAAACAGACUACAGGACACUCUAAAAGAGAAGCGCCUCUUGGAGCAAAAGCUUGCCUUCAUACAAAAAACGCUGCUUAAGCCUCCGUGAAAUAAUUACGAAAGGUUGGCAACAUCAUACAAAAGCAAUGUAACGUAUCUUUUGACAAUUUUAAAUAUAUCAAAAGUGGCAUGAAACCAUCUCAGUCUCGCCCUUGCUAGAGAACUAGAGUACAGUUUUAGAAGAAUUUUAGAGACCAGAUCGAAAUGGAGCUUUAUGAUAUAGAAAUCGACUUCUUACUACUAGCCCGAUAAAUAUUUAAAGUAUAAAGAGCAAGAUAUUUUUAAAGUUAUACAAAUAUAUAGCCCGUAGCUAAAACAAAACCUUCAAGGAGAUGUGCCUAGAAAAAAUAAUAAACAUUAGAUCCUAGAAAUAUAUUAAGAUAUUCAAUACUAUAUUUGGCAUGUCUUCAAAUGAAAACUUAUUUCAAAACGGAAAUAUUGUUUUGUCCCCCCCCCCGAUUUUAUAUUAUUUUAGAGGUAAUUAAUUCAAAGACUGGCACUUUUUCAACUGAAAACUCAUUUUUAAAAAGAAAAAUAGUUCUUUUUUUUCUGAUUAGAAGUUAUUUUAGAAAUACUCUUCUGUCCAUUAGUAAGAUCUCUCACAAAAAGAAAGAAAAUAUAAUUCUUAACAAGCAGAUAUAAAAGUAAUUAAUUCAAGAUUAGCACAUCUUCAAAUGAAGAUUUAUUUCAGAAAAGAAAAAUAGUUUUUUUUCCCCCUGAUUAGAAGUUAUUUUAGAAAUAACGCUUAUGUUUAUUAGUAACAUUCAGAUCUCUAACAAAAAGAGAGAAAAUCUAAUUCUUAACAAGCAGAUAUAAAAUUAAUUAAUUAAUUCAAGAUUCCAAUUAAAUCCUAAGUUAAUGGCAUCUGCGUUAAGAAAAAAUGAAACGCCAUCUUUACAAUACACAUCAACAAUAAUAUUAAGAUUAAAAAUUAAGACAGAUGUAAAAAGAAUAUUUUAAGGUAUUAGGAUGUCAAAAUUUUUAAAAUUUAUGAAAGAGAGUAAAUUUUUUUAAAACGAAAUAUAUACAAAUGCUUAUUGAUAAUGCGUCAAAAUAUUAAACAAAGAAAUAUCUAAUAUUACUUUCAUAUUGUAGAAGUUGUAAAAGAUAAAAUUAUAGGCCGAGCAUUGGAAGAAUAUAUGUAAAAGACAAAUGUAUUAGUAAUUUAUGUAAAAUGUAAACCUACGUAUUGCUUCUUUUAUUAUACAAAUAUAUGGAGAGUUACAGCAAAUAUAAAAUUAUUCUCAAAUAAUCCAUUAAAAUAUAUGUUUUUAAUUAUAUUCAGAAAACGUAUAUCAUCUAGAAAUUACACUAACAGAAGGCCUUUUUCGCAAAUUGUUAUUUAAACAGUACAGAUGCAGAUGUUACCUAGAUAACAAAAAAUGUCCAUUUUGCACACAAAAAAUAAAUAAUAAAUAAAUAAAUAAAAAUAAUAUAUAUAUAUAUAUAUAUAUAUUGUAAUAAU